UUUGUUUCUAACGCACCCUUGGCACGCAGGCACAAAAAAACUCGUUUCUGUGCAGUCCAUCUGACCGUAUUCUGCCUCAGUAGAUAAAUUGACCAGUUUUAUAUAGCCACAGUGCUAACAUUAGUGAUGUUUGAUAAAAAUAGCCCUGCUUACCAGAACAAGGAAUGCUAUCUUAUUAUUCAUGCUUCACGUAUUGUCUUGAUAUGUUAUGAAUAGCUUCAUUGCUAAUUUCAUGCAUCUGUGCACAAUCACUGUAACUUAAUUAGCCUUAGAUGCAAAUGGAAUGCAUCUUUGAGUGUUUUACCGAGUGUUUCAGUCUUUAUAAGAUUUCAAAGUUCUGCUUUUCGAAGUCCUAACGUCUGAGUUCUCUUUGUUUUGGAACAAUUCAGGACAGCUACGACCAAUAUAAUCUUCUAGAAACAACUCUCAACUCAAGAGUGUCUGAAAUCCCGAAGUACGUGAAAUAAAGUGAAGGUAUUUUAGGACCAAACAAACUUACUCUUGAGUGACAACAAUAACCUGGCCUGCAUGAAAACUGGUAAUCACAAGGUUUCAAUCGCAGUAUCAAGGACCGAAGCUCAGCAGAAAGGAACAGAAGACGGUGAGGGGCUGUCUAAUGAGACGAGGGGGAUAAAGAGGUAAAGUGUCCAGAGCCGCAACACCAUUAAAAUCUUCACCGGGAAGAAGGCCUUUUGUACACGCUGAGUGCUCUGUUGUAACGAGAGCCGUUGAGACCGAGCGUUAUCCGUGGCUGAGAGAAACGGCACACCCGCUGAAUACACACCUCAAGUGCCUGUGAUCCCGCAACACUAAGGGCCACUCCUAUUGGAGCACCUCUCUACAAGGAUUUACCUCCUUCAAGUCAUCAAUAUUUCCUCUUUUGCAAUCAGACUUCAUAUUAAGGCUGCAUAGUCUUGUUGUUUGAAAAGGAUGGCGGGUUAAACCAAACUUUCCAAUGAGAAACGGCCUUCAUGCGGAUAGGAUUUCAAAACAAUAUUUAAUAUAUUAUCUGGAGGGGAAAAAAAGCUCCUAAAAUGUGUGGUUAGCUCAUACCACGCAGUUGCCAGUCCAUCGCUAUCUAAAUUUUUUAAGUGGUGACUCUUUGGACUUCUCCAUGGCACAGCCCCAAGUAUGAAGCUUCUCAUGUUUUCAAGGGCGAUAGCAGGCAAACUUUGCAUGGCGGCGAAGACCUAUCGCGAUUGCAUCCGAGACUCGCGAUGUAACGUCAGCAAAGAGAGGGAUAUCCGACAGACGACCACCCCACUUCAUCCGAGGAAUGCAGGUUCCUAUCAAAUACCCUGUAAAAAGUACUUCUACAUCAAAAGUCCUUGGCCCUGUUCUUCAUUUACUUUCAUUGUAUGGACAACAGAAGACAUUCAGAAAAAGAAAAUAAUACAGAUUAGGAGCAACACGAUGACGACCGCCAAGAAAAGGAAUCGUCUCGUACCUAGAUUUGGCGUUCGCACUUGGAGAUUCAUGACAGGCCGCCGGUCGGUACAUUUGGAGAACGGCGCACAAGACUUCGGAAGGCUGAUGGUGGCAUUACCUGCGUGCGAAUCACCUCAAGGUAGAGUCGAAAGAAAAUGAAGCAGCGAUGACUCAUCCUGCUCUACACAAAUCUUUGUCCAAUCAGAUGCUGCCUUGAAGGAGAACGUCCCGCCCCCGUAUGCCACAUGCAACCGACUUGUAGUAGCACUGAUCUGGAGUCAGCAGCCUCAACCGGUCGGUCAUGAGUUUUGCUCCGAGUCCGUUCACCCCCAUGGGCGUCCGCAGCAUUCAGGAUCAGCGGGAGCGCUGGGAGAGGAAGAGGAGCCGCACGGCCCGCGAGCUAGUCCAGAGCGAACAAAGAUACUGUGAACAGCUCGAUCUAGUCAUCACGUACUUUGUGGAGAUUUUGAAGGCCAAAGGAACCCUCAGGCAGGACAUUAGAGAAAGCAUCUUCAGUUCAAUUAAAUCCAUUCAUUUAAUAAACCAGACCCUUCUCUCUCAUCUAGAACUGGAGAGGUUUGGCAUUGGGUUUGAGGAGUUUUGCACUCACCUGCAGUUGUACAAUACGUACGUUGACAACAUUCAGACGGCUAAAAAAGUCCUCACGGCUCAGGUGAAGAAAAGCAAAGCCUUCAGACGGUUUAAAAAGCUCCAGGAGUCCAGGCCUGAGUUCAGACAGCAGAAACUUGAAGAUCUGCUCGCGCUUCCUCUUCAGCGCAUCCAGCAGUACAAGCAUUUCUUGAGGGACUUGACAGAGAACACCGGUCCAGACAACCCGGAGUUUCAGCAGCUUUCAAAGGCAGUGAAAGCCAUCUCAGAGGUCGCCCAGCGGAUCCAGGACAACGCUCGCAGCUAUGAGAACCACCUGCAGCUGCGCAGAGUCCAGAAACAACUGAAGGGCCGAAAGACCAGAAUCCUGACUCCAGGGAGGUGGUACAUUCGGGAAGGCUGGCUAAAGACAGUGCCCCCUAAAGGCACGGAGGCAAAACCCAAGAUGUUUUACCUGUUCUCUGACAUCCUGCUCCAGGCCAAACCAUGCAGUCCUAUACAUCCUACCAAUGGGGAUAAGUUUGUCUGUCAGCGAAUCUACCCAUUAAAGGAGUGCACAGUGGAUAAAGUCUUCGGCCACACCAAAAGCCAGGGGGGCCUUAUUAGUUUGACCUUCGCCAGGGCCAAACUGCUUCUAAUGUCUGAUGAUCAGAGGGAUAUUAAUGAUUGGUACCGUAGCCUCUGCUUGGCUAUUGGGCAGCUGAAGUCAAAGAAUACAGUGGUGCACAGGAGAGACGAGCUGCGUAGGAAGCCGAUCAGAUCGGAUCCAGACAGUCAGAACACUCCAGAACUGCAGCAAACACGUGGAAUAAAAAGAGCCAUGAUUUUGGAUGAAGCGGUUGUGGAGCACAGAGAGGGUCAUAGCAGCAGCUCCAUCCCUUCAACAGAGGAAAGCGGCUACAGCGCCACCAAGAGGCUGAAGCCCAGUGAAGCUCCUGCUGCAAGACCACAGGAGUCUUCUGGAUCGAGCUGCGUCAUACUGUGAGGAGGUUCAGCUUCUGAAAAAAAGCUGAAAGAUCUACCCACAGACGGAAAGAGCAGAGGUGAUUUAGGAUGAAUUUAAUGCAAUGUACAUCUACUACACACUGCUGCAUUUUUUUCUCUAUACGCCAAAGAAUAUGCUGCAAUGCAGGCUUAUUGCUUUUAAGCAUGUUGACUGUUCACAUUUUAAAGCUUUUUAUACUGAGAUGUCUUACUAUUUAAUAUGCAGAAUCAUAAUGACGGCCCAAAUCUAACAAACAGUCAUGUAUAGUAACAGAACAUUUAUCUAGUCACCAACUCUGAAUAUAUAUAUAUAGUGCAAAACAGUGCACUAGAUAUAUUGUUAGCACAUUUUUAAAAUGAAAUAAUUGAGAGCAAUAAGAUUUUUUUGGUUUGCACAAGAUUUUAAACGCUAUUAAACACUGGAACAAAAGGGAAAUCUGCUUUUAUAUAUACCGAAUGCCUGAAUGCUGUACUUAACGCAAAAAUCUAUAUUUUUGUCUGCUUGUGUCUAUCAAACUUUUACUGUUAGGUCCGUUUAGUGGUGUAAUUGUUACUAACACUGGUCAACAUUUUGAAUGUGAAUGAAUAAAAGCUCAGUGAUUUGC
This is a messenger RNA of Puntigrus tetrazona (Sumatra barb), 3626 nucleotides long. RefSeq names its product Rho guanine nucleotide exchange factor (GEF) 39 (gene arhgef39). Lineage: Eukaryota; Metazoa; Chordata; Actinopteri; Cypriniformes; Cyprinidae. Gene Ontology annotation, biological process: positive regulation of cell migration. Gene Ontology annotation, cellular component: plasma membrane. The coding region runs from base 1730 to 3022 and encodes 430 amino acids. Gene Ontology annotation, molecular function: guanyl-nucleotide exchange factor activity. The transcript has 20 exons. The record is from RefSeq and is a predicted model, not a curated record.